Galeopterus variegatus (Sunda flying lemur) is the source of this 1337-nucleotide messenger RNA. RefSeq names its product uridine phosphorylase 1 (gene UPP1). The record is from RefSeq and is a predicted model, not a curated record. Lineage: Eukaryota; Metazoa; Chordata; Mammalia; Dermoptera; Cynocephalidae. The transcript is spliced from 8 exons. Gene Ontology annotation, molecular function: uridine phosphorylase activity. Gene Ontology annotation, cellular component: cytosol; cytoplasm. Gene Ontology annotation, biological process: nucleotide catabolic process; uridine catabolic process. Bases 333 to 1265 code for a protein of 310 amino acids.
CUAGGAGCGGGCUGGGUUAGCGGUCUUCUUUUCUGCUCCCUUCCAUCAGUGAAGUAAGUAGACCUCCUGUGCAUGUCGACAACUCUCCACAGCUGCCCUUCGUUGCUUGACUCCUGGCUUCCUGGGUUUGUUACACACGCUGAACUCCAGCUUCUCAGCGUCCCGGUUCUUCCAGAUCGCACAUGUCAUAGGAGAUGCUCUUACACCAAGUGGAAUCUAAACUCUAUAGACACUCAAUGAGGCUCCAGGGAACACCUGCUUUUCUCAUUUAUUUCACAGGAGAUUUCAGAUUUCUUAAAUGACUAAUAUAGGGUCCUGCCUCAAUUGAAAGAAUGGCAUUCGCAGGAGCUGAAGCAGAGGAACUUGAAAAUCACAAUGACUGCCUCGUCCGACUUUCAAAUCCAAACGUAGCAACAAUGAAAGAAGAUGUUCUCUACCAUUUCAGUCUCAGCACUAGCACACAUGACUUCCCAGCUAUGUUUGGAGAUGUGAAGUUUGUGUGUGUGGGUGGAAGCCCCUCACGGAUGAAGUCUUUCAUCAAGUAUGUGGCUGAAGAGCUGGGCUUUGACCGCCCGGGUGUCGACUAUCCCAACAUCUGUGCAGGGACCGACCGCUACGCCAUGUACAAAGUAGGACCAGUGCUGUCUGUCAGUCACGGGAUGGGCAUUCCCUCCAUCGCUAUCAUGCUGCACGAGCUCAUCAAGCUGCUGUACCACGCCAGGUGCUCCAACAUCACCAUCAUCCGCAUUGGCACUUCAGGCGGGAUAGGUCUGGAGCCGGGCUCGGUGGUCAUAACCCGGCAGGCCGUGGAUGCCUGCUUCAAGCCGGAGUUCGAGCAGAUCGUGCUGGGGAAGCGGGUCGUUCGGAGCACGGACCUGGAUAAGCAGCUGGUACAGAAGCUGCUCCAGUGUUCCACAGACCUGAGCGAAUUCACCACAGUCGUGGGGAACACCAUGUGCACCUUGGACUUCUACGAAGGACAAGGCCGUCUGGACGGUGCUCUCUGCUCCUACACGGAGCAGGACAAGCAGGCGUAUCUGCGGGCGGCCUACGCCGCCGGCAUCCGGAACAUUGAGAUGGAAUCGUCAGUGUUUGCCGCCAUGUGCAGCGAGUGUGGCCUCAGAGCCGCUGUGGUGUGUGUCACCCUCCUGAACCGCCUGGAUGGGGACCAGAUCCUCAGCCCUCAUGACGUGCUCACUGAGUACCAGAAGAGGCCACAGCGGCUGGUCGGUUACUUCAUCAAGAAGAGCCUGGGGAAGGCCUGAGGUCCCCGUUCUGAGCCUCCAGAGACAAGUGGCUAUCAUCACUUGCCAAUAAAAAACCAUUGUCCAAAAGCA